GGGAGGACGGCUUUCUGCUGACGGCUCACAGUGCUGGUCGCCUUUCAUUCACGACAGGUCAACAUGCGAGGACUUCACAGUCUUUUGGUUUUUAUGGCUUUUGUCAGCUGCAUCAGGGCAAAGAAAAUGCGAUGGUGCACAGUCUCCAGUCCCGAACAGAAGAAGUGUGCAGAGCUAGCCAAAGCUCUGGUGGCGGUGUUGCCUCCAGCUGCUGUCGCAGACUUUGCCAGACUCUCGUGCAUUCGAGCGUCCAGCACUGGGGACUGCAUGGACAGAAUCAAGGCCAACCGUGCUGAUAUAGUGAGUUUGGAUGCAGGAGAGGUUUAUUCUGCAGUGAAGCAGUUUGACCUUGUAACUGUUGCAAAAGAGAUCUACAGUGAAGGGAGUUGCGUUCUGUCUGUGGCUGUGGUCAGAAACAGCAGCCUGGCCGUCCAAUCCCUGCAAGGCCUGAGGAGCUGCCACAGCGGUGUGCGGUGGACGGCGGGGUGGAGCAUUCCCCUCGGCUUUCUGCUGUCCAGGAACUACCUGAGCUGGUCCAAAGAUCAUCCUCUCUCUCAGGAGGUCGGUGGCUUUUUCAGCGCCAGCUGUUGUCCUGGAGCUGCUGCCAUGUCUCCUGCACUGUGCACUCUGUGCCAAGGCCAGAAGUCCUUCAAUCCUCAGAAGAAUUACCACUGUGAGACGUCUCAAAAUGAACCCUUCUACAGCAACCAGGGAGCGCUCAGAUGUCUCAGAAGUGGAGCAGGUGAUGUUGCAUUUGUGGACCAUUUAGCUCUUGAAAGCAUAGACGGGAUCGACAGGGACAUGUUCAGGCUGCUGUGCCCUGAUGGCACACAAGCUCCUGUCAGCCGUUACCGCAGCUGUAAUCUGGGUCGCGGUCCAGGAGGGGCGGUGGUCACUAGAUAUAAUUUUCGGAAAGUUUCUCGCAAGUUUCUGUUAGCUGUGCAGUUGUUGUUUGGUCGACAUGGAAGGGAAAGGCAGCGUUUCCAGCUCUUCAGCUCCGACGCCUUUGGAGAGAGCGACCUUCUCUUCAGAGAUUCGACCCACAAACUGGCUGUUGUGCCGGACGACAUGGAUGUCAGCCAAGUGCUGGGGCUGGAUUAUGUAGCGCUCCUUAAGGGUCUUGGACAUGAAGGAAGCUCCCUGGAGGACAGCGUCAUGCGAUGGUGCUGCAUCAGCCAUGCCGAGCAGAAAAAAUGUGAGCAGUGGGCUCUGAGCAUAAAGUCCGACCCGCUGGUGUGCAUCCGAGCAGCCUCCAUGCGGGACUGCAUUGAAAAGAUUAAAAGGAAUGAGGUGGACGCCGUCUCCCUGGAUGCCACCCACUCCUACAUCGCAGGGAAAUGUGGUCUGGUCCCUGUUGUGACAGAGUAUUAUGGGAGUAAAUGUGUUGAUGAUAAAAGAGGGCUUCACUUUGAGGCUGAUGUCUUGCCCUCACUGGUGGCAGUAGCACUGGCAAAGCGUUCCAGUCGGAACGUCUUCAUGGGGAAUCUGGAGGGCUGCCGUUCCUGUCACAGCUACCUUUACAGCCCGGCAGGCUGGCUGCUGCCAUACAGACAUGCGUUAAGCCCGACACAUAACGGCAGCUCCUCCUGUGAUCCGACCCGAGUCUACAAAGAGCUCUUUUGGAAAGGCUGUCUUCCUGGCUCUGUGGGGAAUCUGUGCAAAGUUUGCAUGGGAGGCACAGGGGAGGCUGCAACCAAGCGCUGCACUGACAACCACAACGAGCGUUACUAUGGCAACAUGGGUGCCUUAAGGUGUCUAGUUGGCGAUCCCAAUGGGAAAAGCUAUGGGGAUGUUGCCUUCCUUGAACAGCACAACCUCCUUGCCAACAUCUUAAGCUUGAGCUCCGGCGGCUGGGCGCAGGGAUGGACGUCAUCGGAUUUCGAGCUGCUGUGUGGUGACGGGCGCCGCGCCACCUUGUCUGACUGGGAGAGCUGUAAUCUGGGAGUGAUCCCCCCAAACACCAUCAUGACGCGGCCGGUGCUCGCUGCUCGAGUGUACGACCUCCUCAUGAAGUCACAGGAACCAUUGUUUUUAAGACCAAACACAGCUUUUAAGCUUUUUGAGUCUGAGCAAUUUGGAGAGAGCGAUCUCCUUUUUAAAGACGCCACAAAUUGUUUUGUCCACACAAGUCACAUGGACCUCCGCUCCAUCCUUGGAGAAGAAUUCCACUCUCACCUGGAAAAUGUCUUCAACUGCACACACUCAGACAUCCUAGAGUUCUGUAACCAAGAUGUGUGCAGCAUUUUCUAAAGGAGGAAGGCCAUUGAUCCACAAGCCGGUGUUGCUUUUUCAUUAACUUUUGAUCCACAUGUUUAUUGUUUCCAUGUUAACCCUUGUGCUAUCCUAUAGGCACGUUAACGUUGAGAGUUGGGUCAUCUAGACCCACUAGACAGUGCUCUGAACCUUUUUUCUUCAAUGAUUUGUGAUCUUCACUGGUGUCCAUGGAUUACAUGAAGUCUUUCCACCUUUAUCAUGGUAGGAAGAACACGUCAAUGUGAGGGGGGGUCAUCUAAGAUAGCACAAGGGUUAAAGGGCCUCUUUCAUGCUUUUCUUAAUCCGGUCAGGAUAAACCAUAUGCAUGUGUAUAACAUCUUACCUUUGGGACACUGAAGAACAAUCUUUUUAGGGACACUUUUCCCCCGUUGGUUUUCAUGGAUUGGGAGGGGCUGGUGCUCAAAGAGCAGCUUUGCAGAGGAAUACUCAGAAAUGUGUGAAUGGAUCCAAAUACCACUUUGGGGUUUUGUUUUGUAAGAAAUUACCAUUUAACACUUAGAAGGUCAAAAAAGUAGAUUUUGCAAGAUACGGCCCUUAAAGGACCGUUGAGAUAACGUGGAUCAUUAAAUUACAUAAACAGAACUAAAUAGUUGCUAAGUAUUUUUGCUUUCAUCAUAAAGGUUUUCUAAACAAUGGGAUUUAUCAUCGUAGAAUUCUUCAAAGAUAAGGAAAUACAAGCAAAUGCUUUUAUCCUAUUGUCCAGUGUUUGAGAGUUAACCAUAAAAGGUGAAAUCUAAUCUGUUCUGUGUUUUAUGUUAAGAGUUAGUUUGGCCACAUGUUCAAUUGUUUCUGCAAUAUUUACCACUUCUCCAUGUAUUAAAGCAAAUGUUCAGUUUC
This is a messenger RNA of Oryzias latipes (Japanese medaka), 3111 nucleotides long. RefSeq names its product saxiphilin (gene sxph). Gene Ontology annotation, cellular component: recycling endosome; early endosome; plasma membrane. Lineage: Eukaryota; Metazoa; Chordata; Actinopteri; Beloniformes; Adrianichthyidae. Gene Ontology annotation, biological process: iron ion transport. The record is from RefSeq and is a predicted model, not a curated record.